Molecule: messenger RNA, 1502 nt
Organism: Bombyx mandarina (wild silkworm)
Lineage: Eukaryota; Metazoa; Arthropoda; Insecta; Lepidoptera; Bombycidae
Product: lysocardiolipin acyltransferase 1
Biological process (GO): phosphatidylinositol acyl-chain remodeling
Cellular component (GO): endomembrane system; endoplasmic reticulum
Molecular function (GO): acyltransferase activity
Source: RefSeq, a predicted model, not a curated record
UACGUAACAUAAUUAAUUUUUUAAUCAAGGUUAUUGAAAUAAAUCACUACCAACUGUACUAAUAUUAAUUUUAAGUUAAAUACAUACCUACAUAUUUUAAAUCAUUUAAGACUCAGACGUAAAUGAGCCGUAGGGCUGAGGCAUUGAAUUAAAUUCAAAAUAUUUUAUCUACAAAACUGACCUUUGCUUAAAAAUAGUAGAAUAGUGUGCAUUUGUGAAGGGUGACGUAAAAGUACUUAACGGUACUGUAGGGGCUCUAAUCUUCGUUACAACUAAGGCUUCGGAAUUCUCCUCGUCAGUUAGUCUUUGGCGCCAUGGCGGUAGAGUCCCUACUCUGCGUCGUCUGGUACUAUACCAUAAUAUCAGGUUUUUAUAUCCUGUAUUGUCCUGUUCUGUAUCUUAUGUUUAUCAAUCAUAGAUUGUACAGAAAAGUUGUUGACGCAUUGUUUGAACUUUGGGAAUUGUUUCCCGUGGCGCUUUUCCAAUGUUGUUACUCUACGAAAUUACAUCACUUCGGCGAUUAUGUCAAUCCUAAUGAAAAAACAAUCAUGAUAAUGAAUCAUCGAACCAGGGUUGAUUGGAAUUAUGUAUGGAUCGCUUUAUAUCACGCUACGCAAAAUCCAAAUGAAGAUUGUCGUGUGUGUAAAGAGCAAUUAAAUGGUUUAGAGGAACCUGGAAGUGUUUUCGAUAUUGGAGGGAAAUCAAAAAUCAAAAUCGUUUUAAAAGACGGAAUCAAAAACAUUCCGGCAAUAGGGUGGAUAAUGCAACUAAACUUCUUUUUGUACGUGAAGAGAAAUUGGCAAGAAGAUAACAAUAAUUUGAAUCAGUUUGUAGACUACUAUAAAAGUUUGAAAUACGAUUAUCGCUUGGUUUUGUUCCCCGAGGGUACGGAUUUGAGCGAGAGCAAUAAAAUUCGAAGCGACAGUUUUGCUGUUGCUCACAAUUUGCCUAAAUAUGACUUUGUCUUACACCCUCGUUUGACUGGAUGGUCAGCGCUGUGCUCACGGCUUCGAGGAACCGGGCUCGCUUCGGUAUACGAUGUCACCCUAGCCUACGAUAACCCCGCACAGACCGAACUCGAUCUGGCCAAAGGAAACAUACCUAAAAAUGUGUACUUUCAUUUUAAAAGGUAUUCGAUAGAUAAAAUACCAUACAAUGAGGAAGAUUUAAAGAAAUGGUUAAACGAUAGAUGGGGUGAAAAGGAAAUUAGUCUUCGUAAAUUUCAUAAAGAAGGUAAUUUCAUAGAUUUAGAAACAACGAAACCUCCCGCAUACAGAUCCCCGCGUUCGAUGAUCGUAGCUAAAGCAGGCUUUACAUUUUGGACAAUUGUAAAUUUAUUAUUUACCUACGCUAUAUAUUGCAGUGUAAUGUUUCAAUUUUGGGUUUUGUACCAUAGUGUAUUAUUCGUGAUAGUAACAUGUUAUUUAGGUGGUUUUCAGAACAUUCAAUACAGGCUACUCAAAAAUGAAACACCAUAAAUGUAUAGAUAUUUUAAUAUUUGU